ACAUUUUAUUUUUAGUGAGCGGCAUCGAUUUCCUACAAUAAUUUCAUCUAUUUUCGGUCUCGGACUGUUAGUGAGAAGUAGAAAGUGCUAAAACUAUGGGGAUUUUGGAAGUUAAAGACGAGUCAUCUCUUCAGACUGUUUUAUCUUCAGCUGGCAAUCAGCUGGUGGUACUGCAUUUUUCUGCAGCAUGGGCUCCCCAGUGUAAACAGAUGAAUGACGUUAUGGAGGAACUGUCCAAAGACUCACAAUACACCGGUGUACACUUCGCAAAGCUGGAAGCUGAAGACCUACCGGACAUCUCAGAAAAAUAUGAAAUAACAGCAGUGCCUACGUUUAUAUUCAUUAAGAGCAAAAGCCAGAUAGACAGAAUUGAUGGUGCUAAAGCUGCAGAUCUUACAAAGAAAGUCAAGCUUCUGUGUUCUGGAAGUACAGGCGUACCAUUACUAACUGAGGACAGAAAACCAGUACAGGACUUGAACAGCAAAUUGAAGAAUUUGAUCAAUUCAGCCCCAGUUUUGCUGUUUAUGAAGGGAGACCCUGAACAACCAAGAUGUGGUUUCAGCCGACAAAUAACACAGCUACUCAAGGAGAGAGGCAUCAAGUUCAGCUCAUUUGACAUUUUGCAAGAUGAGGAGGUCAGACAGGGUUUGAAGACAUACUCUAAUUGGCCCACAUAUCCACAGCUCUACGCAAACGGUGAAUUGUUAGGAGGACUAGAUAUAGUCAAAGAACUUAUAGAGUCAGGAGAGCUGGAGGCACAGCUACCCAAACCAAGCAGUCUAGAGGACAGAUUAAAAGCGCUUAUCAAUAAAUCAGAGGUGAUGUUGUUCAUGAAAGGAGAUCCCGACACCCCUCGUUGUGGAUUCAGUAAACAAAUGACAAGCAUUUUGGCAGACACAGGAGUGAAGUAUGACACAUUUGAUAUUCUUACGGAUGAUGAAGUCAGACAAGGACUAAAGACAUAUUCCAAUUGGCCAACCUUCCCACAGCUUUAUGUUAAAGGAGAGCUGAUUGGUGGAUUAGAUAUUGUCAAUGAACUGAAAGAUUCGGAGGAACUGGAGUCGGUGUUGAAGGGACAAUGGUGUGUAAUAUCGGAGGCUGAAAAAGAAAAAUGUUUGAGUUUGAAGAAAGUAGCUGCCUCCUUGGUGACGAGCAAGGUGCCAAAUUACCAGGUUAUACCUCUGGUGGACUGUGUCGAAGGAAGCGAUAUGUAUGCUUGUAUGAAGAAGAUUCAGGACAAUGAUGCAGAUGUUAUGUCUCUCGAUACGGGACAGGCCUACUUUGGGGGUCGUUACUACAACAUGAUGCCCAUCUUAGCGGAAAAAUACAGCCUUGCCGACACAGAUCCAGAUGAGAGCAUGCAGUACUAUUCAGUAGUUGUGGCCAAGAGAGGGUCUCAGUUCAAUGUGUUUCAACUCAAAGACAAGAGGGCCUGCUUCCCAGGGGUUGGAACAGCAGCUGGUUGGCUGUACCCGAUUGGUACAUUCGUGGAGAAAAAUGGGAAAACUAACAUAAUGCAGGUUACAGAGUGCAAUGCCAUUGUCAAAACAGCCACAGACUUCUUCAAAUCCAUGUGCUUGCCCGGAGCGUUGACAUCAUUCUACAAUCCAUUUGGAAACAAUCCAGCUCGUAUUUGUGAGUUGUGUUCGGGAUUCUUGGAGAAGAAAUGUUCGACAGAUGAUCCCUUUGCUGGUUAUGAUGGUGCCUUCAAAUGCAUGUCUUCUGAUGCAGGGGAUGUGGCGUUCCUACGACACGACACAGUAUCGCUGAUGGCGAUUAACUCCACUUACAGAGAAGAUAAUUAUGAACUACUGUGUCCAGGUGGCAUGAGAAUGCCAGUGAGAGAGUACAAAACCUGCAACUACGGGUCCAUCCCAUCCAACACUGUCAUGACCUCAUCCCUGAAAACCAAAACAGAAAUCGACGUCUACAAAAACUUCCUGCUCCAAGCUGCUCAGUGGUUUGGUCCUGGUGGGACGUAUGUGAACCAGUUUAGCAUGUUUAGUUCUGCCGGGCCCUGGGCAUACUUUGAUCGCAAAAAUCUGCUGUUCACAGACAGUACUCAGACUUUAGUGGAUGUUGGAGAGAAAAAUACCUACUACAGCUGGGUUGAUAAUGACUUCUACCAGAUCAUGGAGAACCUGAAUGCCUGUCCUUUACUGACGGCUAGACUCUGUGUGAUCUCGAAACAAGAGAAGGAAAAGUGUGAGAAGAUGCUGAUGGCAUUUAAUGCUAAAGAUUUACGACCUAGCUUGGACUGUAUCAAGGGUACUGGGGCUGAUCACUGUAUGCAGCUGAUCACCAGGGGAGAUGCUGACAUGAUGGUACUGGACCCAGGGGAUGUUUAUCUGGCUGGAAAGAAAUAUGGCUUGGAACCGUUCAUAGUGGAAGAUUAUGGUAACAUGAAUGCCACUGUCCAUGUGGUAGCUGUAGCCAGGAAAAGGGAUCACUACAUGACAUUGUUCAACCUCAAAAAAAAGAGAGCCUGUCUGCCAGGAAUUGGGCGGGGAGAUGGUUGGAUCAUUCCAAUGAACAUCUUCAUAGAGACGGAACAGUUCAUUCCACAGCACUGCACUCUCUUUGAGAAUAUGGGCCAGCUGUUUAUUCGGUCAUGUAUCCCAGGCGCGAUGGACAAGGAUUACAAUCCAAACCAGAAACCGGUCAGUCUGUGUGAGGGCUGUGCUGCUGGAGGUUUCAGGAAGUGUCAGAGAACCAGUGAGGAUCAGUACUUCAGCUCCAGUGGGGCCUUCCGGUGUUUAGUAGAAAAGGGUGGAGACAUUGCUUUUGUGAGACAUCUGACAGUGAGAGACAACACUGAUGGUCGGAGACAGUCGUACUGGGCCAGGAACAGAAGGUCUGACGACUAUGAAUUAAUGUGUAAAGAUGGUCGCAGGACCAACAUCGACGACUGGGAGAACUGUCACUUGGGCCAGAUUCCUGCAAACGCCAUUGUCACAGCCAAAUACAAAAGUGAACAAGACCGAGUCAUAUUCUGGAAUCUCCUGAACUAUGGCCAGCAGUUCUUUUCAUCAGAUAUUGAGGGAGACUUCCAUUUGUUCGACUCUGGUAAAUGGUACAAUGAUCUGAUAUUUACCGACGAUGCUGUCCGGCUGAUGCGACUACCAAAGAGCAAGCAGGACUAUAGGAAUUAUCUUGGACAGGACUUCAUUAACAAAGUGGAGAACCUUCACAAGUACACCUGUGUCCCAGUCAAACCUAGCUCUGCCUCACCAGUGUCUGUUUCCAUCAUUCUCAUGGCAGCUUUCGUCAUAUUUCAGCGGGUUUUAUAACAGUCCUGUAUCAGUGACACCAGUGAUAUCUCAUUUCCAUGGUAGAAAGUUGUGUAUGUGUCUUUCAAAUUAUUUGAUAUCCAUCUCUUCCGUCUGUGAGAAUGGCGUGUAAUGUAUAACCAGUGUGAGAAUUGUGUAAUCGAAUAAGUGUAGUCUUUUUACCUACAUGUAUAUAUUAUCGUAGAACCAUUGUCAUAUAUAUCAUACUCUGGGGGUGAAGAAUGUAAAAAAAAAAAAAAAUGAGAGACCAUUGCAUGUUGGCAAAUUCUUCCUCCAAAUCACCUCAUUCAAGGAAAGGUUGUGCUUUUAUUCUGUACAUUACCAUUAUAGUAACUAGACACUGUAUCUAUAGUGCACUUAGAUAGAUCUAACCAUAGGAAACCCAAGUAAACAUAAAGCAAUCAGUAAUACAAAUGUGAUUCUGAAUACCAUGACAAACUACAGUCUACUCUGGAUAUCCUGAAAUUUUGGCAGACGCUGGCUGUUGGACAGCAGGGCCCGACCUCGGGCAGUCGCUCAUUUUAUGUUGACCUCUAUGCAGAAAGUUCACAGCCAGAGCAUAAAACAUGAACUGCAUAGUCGUCCACUAACGUUUACUGAAUGAAGAUGCAUUAUUAAGAACUUGGUUUAAGGUGGUCUCAGUUAUCAUAGAAAAUGAUUUUCUACUUGUAAUAAAAUAUUGUAUUAUAAGUUUCUGUUACGCAGAUGUAAGAAACUCCGAUUUGAAAGACUUUACAAUGAUUCUAUGCAACCAGUUUCAAAAUAUCCAAUAUCAUACAUACAGUGCUGAAAGAGAUCCAGUUAUUGUAUAUUAGAUAUUCUCUUGAAGUAAAAGUGUAUCAUUAUUGAUUUUAAAGAGGGGGUGCAUUUGCCGCUCACUAAUGACUUCAAUAAGUGUGGGGUAGGCUGGAAAAUAGUCAUAAACCAAUGAUUUGAUGAUACUUUUACAACAUUUCUGUAAAUAUUCCAUAUACAUGUAUUUUAUCUGGUGCCAUCUGUGUGUAUAGCCUACAUAAUUGAUUUGAAUGCUAGUAUGUAGUACACAGAAGUAUGACGUCGUGUGAAUGAGGAAGUGCUUUUUGUAAAUACUGUUAUUUUUUAUACAGAUCAUUUUUAUUAGUAUAAUAAUGUAUUGUGUAUCCUCAGACUUUGAUAAGGCUAAAAUUAAAAUGCUGUUUGUUUACCCUUGACCCACUAAAAUAUCUGGAAUAUUGUACAUGUGUUGCACUUAAGCGUAAUUCUGUAAACAGAUUGUUGUUAAUAUUGAGAGGGGACAAAGACAUUUUUAAUGGUGGCCUUUACUAAUAUUUAACAGAUUUAUUUACAUGCUGUUUGCAAGAAGACUCUAUACAUCAGAAAGUCACCAUUUUUAGUUUAUACUACUUCCUUGAAUUGAAACAAAUGUAAACCCAGGCACAACAGCCUCCAAUGUAUACAGAGACAUUCCUCAACAAAAUUAACAUAUGGCAUUAAUUAAUAUGUAUUGCAGAUAUACUGGAUAGUUCAUCUAGACACAAAUAAAGAAACAAAAAGUC
This is a messenger RNA of Ostrea edulis (European flat oyster), 4825 nucleotides long. RefSeq names its product melanotransferrin-like. The record is from RefSeq and is a predicted model, not a curated record. Gene Ontology annotation, cellular component: recycling endosome; plasma membrane; extracellular region. Lineage: Eukaryota; Metazoa; Mollusca; Bivalvia; Ostreida; Ostreidae. The coding region runs from base 96 to 3290 and encodes 1064 amino acids. The transcript has 23 exons. Gene Ontology annotation, biological process: iron ion transport.